AUGGAGCAUUCAGCAGCCUUCGUCCUCCUGCUCCUAACGGCCCUGAGCGUCACCAUCAAUGCAAUCCCCACCAUCUCAGCAGUUGGCUCCAAGUUCUUCACAAGCGAUGGCAAUCAAUUCUUUAUUAAAGGCAAGACCAGAACGUCGAGGCGGUCCGAAAGAUUUGCUAAUGGCUUGGAUUAUACAGGUGUUGCCUACCAACUGAUCGAAGACGACCCUCUUGUCAACGCUACCCAAUGUCAACUCGAUGCUACUCUCAUGCAGCAACUCGGCGCCAACGCAAUCCGUGUGUACCACGUCGAUCCUUCCGCGGACCAUCAGGGUUGUAUGAACGCAUUCGCUGCUGCUGGAAUCUAUGUGUUUGUGGACAUGGACAGUUUCAAAACAUACAUUCGUUUCGACACGACCGCUUCAUGGACUUCGAACAAGUCGGAAUCCUAUCGGGCGGUUCUGGACAAUUUCCAACAGUACGACAACACUGCGGGCAUGUUUGUGGGCAAUGAAGUGCUCAACACUUUGGCCGAUGCAGACUCUGCUCCUUACCUGCUGUCGGCUGCAGUCGAUCUCAAGACGUACCGAGACGCUCGAAAUUACCGCAAGAUCCCCAUUGGAUACUCGGCCACAGACACAGCUGUCCUUCGGCCCAUGCUGCAGGAUUACCUGGUGUGCCGCCCUAACGUGACGGAGCGCCUGGAUUUCUAUGCUCUGAACAGCUACGAGUGGUGUGGAUCGACCCCGACUUUCCAAACCUCAGGAUAUGCUUCUCUGCAAGCAGACGCCCAGAACUAUCCGGUGCCCAUUUUCUUUUCGGAAGAUGGUUGCAAUACGGUCCCACCACGCACUUUCAACGACCAAGCGGCCAUUUUUGGCCCAGACAUGGUCAACACCUGGUCUGGAGCAAUGAUUUACGAGUGGAUCCAGGAAAUGAACCAGUACGGGUUGGUUUCAUAUGGGCCGCCAGCCGGGGCGGACGUCAACGAGGGAACAAGUGUCAUUCAAGGAUUUACGCGUCAAGGUACACCGACACCGGUGCAACCCGACUUCAGCAAUCUCUCAGAACAGUGGAAGACAUUGAACCCAACUGGGGUAAAGUCGGCAGACUAUGUCGCCAGCGUGACCCCGACGCCGCCAGCUUGCCCCAGUUCCACGGCGGGAGGAUGGACAGUUGAUCCCAGCGCGCCUCUGCCGACCAUGGGUGCGGCAGGCGUUUCCGCAGGUAUGCCUAGUGGUGUUCCGAAAGGCAGCAUCACGAUAACCACCACCUCCUCCACUGCGCAGACCAGUAGUACUUACAGUUCGACAGUCACUUCAUCGGCGAGUUCCAGCGGCGGCAGCAGCAGCAGCACUUCGGGCGCGGCAAGCUCUGCCACCUCUCAAGGGGCUGCUGGCAGAAUGGUUGCUGGGCCGGCGUUCUCCAACGAGGCAGGGGUUAUGGGCAUGGUGGCAUGCUUGAUCGCGGUUGGUGCAGGCGUGAUGAUCUGGCUAUGA
Capronia coronata CBS 617.96 is the source of this 1488-nucleotide messenger RNA. RefSeq lists its product as uncharacterized. The record is from RefSeq and is a predicted model, not a curated record. Gene Ontology annotation, biological process: fungal-type cell wall (1->3)-beta-D-glucan biosynthetic process. Lineage: Eukaryota; Fungi; Ascomycota; Eurotiomycetes; Chaetothyriales; Herpotrichiellaceae. Gene Ontology annotation, molecular function: 1,3-beta-glucanosyltransferase activity. Bases 1 to 1488 code for a protein of 495 amino acids. Gene Ontology annotation, cellular component: fungal-type cell wall; cytoplasm. The transcript has 4 exons.